AUGUCCGUGGCUAACAAGGCUCUCGGCCUUCUUCUCAUCGCCUCAUUGGCUGUGAUGAUCGUGUCUGGGGAGAACAAGAAUCAACAGGCAAGCCUCUACGACAUGGAGGCACCAAUCACGGCCUACAAGCGGUUCUAUUCAUGGGAGGACGCCAAACGGGCCGCUUCGUCCGAGGAGGGAAUCAGAAACAAACGAAAGCAAUUCUACGCAUGGGCGGGAAAACGAUCGGCAGCACCAGUGCACUACUUUGAGGAUCUCAUGGCUCAGGAACCAGUCGGGCCAUCGAUGGAGAAGAGGAAGCAGUUCUACGCAUGGGCUGGAAAAUAA
Messenger RNA from Caenorhabditis briggsae, 327 nucleotides. The coding region runs from base 1 to 327 and encodes 108 amino acids. The transcript is spliced from 3 exons. Lineage: Eukaryota; Metazoa; Nematoda; Chromadorea; Rhabditida; Rhabditidae. The record is from RefSeq and is a predicted model, not a curated record.